AUGGUUGAUUCUGUUGCAACAAUUGCACUUGAAACACUUCGGGACAUAUUGAUUGAGGAAGCAAAAUUUCUAUCGAGUGUGGGCGGUGAGGUUGAGGAAGUCCGUAAGCAGCUCAACAUCAUGCACUGUUUCUUGAAGGAUGCUGAUAGGAGGCAAGAUCGGUACAAUUCACAGACAGUCCAGAAUUGGAUCGCUGAACUUCGCCAUUUGUCCAUUCAAGCUAAGAAUGUGCUAGAAAGAUAUGUCAUUGAAGUGGUGUCCAAAAGAAAAGGAAAAAGCCUUAAAAUGGUUCUCAAAAGAUUCACUUGUAUAUUGAGUGAGUGGUCAAGAAUGCAGCAAAUCGAAGAAGACAUUAAAGAUAUCAAGUCUCGUAUGUCCGACCUCACCAAACAGUCGGAGUCUAUGAGUGUAGGAGACAACUCAUCAAGAUUGGUAGAUGAUACCGAUAGGUCAAGAAGAACGUAUGGGCAUGAGGUUGAAAAAUAUUUUGUAGGAAUGAAGGAGGAUAUUAAACAGUUGGAAUCAGUUCUGACAACUGAUGACAAAUCAAAUGGAGUGAUUUCCAUAUGUAGCAUGGGAGGAUUGAGAAAGACCACUCUUGCUACUAAAAUUUACAAUGGGGAGGCCGUGGAGCGGUGCUUCAAAUAUCGUGCUUGGGUUUGUGUAAGUCAGCAAUUUCAACCCAAAACUACUUUCCAACGACUAUUAAAGCAACUUCUUCCGAAUGAAAGUGACGAGCAAGAUGAAAAUACAUUGGUCAGAAAGUUGUACCAAGUACAAAGAGACAGAAAAUGUCUCCUAGUUUUGGAUGACAUUUGGGAAGUUGAGCACUGGAAUUGCUUAAGGCGUACCUUUCCCAUUGCAGAGGCAGAUAGCAAAGUUUUGCUCACAAUCAGAAAUCAAAACAUUGCUUCCAGAGGAUACGUCCACAAUCUCAAGUGUUUGGAUGAAGAUGAAGGAUGGGAGCUCCUUCAAAAGAUAGCAUUCCCGAACAACUAUUCACAAGAAUUGCAGCUUGUGGAUACAAGGAUUGAGGAAGACCCAAUGAAAAUACUAGAGAAGCUUCCCAUGUUAAGAGUUCUUGGCUUAAGGCGCAAUCCAUAUGUGGGCAGAGAGAUGGUUUGUGAGGCAACUGGAUUUCCUCAACUCAGAGAGCUUUCCUUGAAUGAUUUGCGGAAUUUAGUAGAGUGGAGAGUGGAGAAAGGAUUAAUGCCCAAUCUCUCUCAUCUAGUUAUUGCAAAAUGUAGUAAAUUGAAGAUGAUUCCUGAUGGAUUGGAAUUCAUUAAUACUCUAAAAACACUGAUUAUAAUUAUUCCAGAGGAGUUCGUGAAGAGGGUAGGAGGGGUGGAUGGUGAAGGAGAAGAUUAUCACAAAAUCAAACACAUACCUUUUAUUGACAUUUAUUAUUACGACUAA
This is a messenger RNA of Sesamum indicum (sesame), 1416 nucleotides long. The record is from RefSeq and is a predicted model, not a curated record. NCBI's taxonomy places the organism in Eukaryota, Viridiplantae, Streptophyta, Magnoliopsida, Lamiales, Pedaliaceae.